GCAGCGGCUACGUGCCUUGAGAGGGAGAUGGAUUGUUCCAAAUGAAGAUUUAAAAACGGGGGAGGACAUUGGCCUUGGAUCACAACAGCCCCGAUGUCUUGGGAUCGUGGCUUUUGGAGACAUGAACCGGAAGAGGCAUUUGGGAUUGCAGCAACUUUUGUCUUCGGCAUCCCCUGUAAAGAGCUUUCUAGGACCAGUUAAAUUAUCUAAAUUUAUCGUUGAUGGAAGAACUUAUGGGGGUGUGUUGAUUUGCUCGGCAGUACGACUUCUUGAAAGCUUGGAUUCAGAUAACGCAGUGGGACAACUUCUCAACGAUGCCAUCCAGGCGCAGAACAAGGAGUAUAAAACCGGAACAGCUACCCUGUUGUUUCUUGUUAGUUCAUGGAGCAAUGCUGUACUUGAGUGCCUUGAGCGGGGAGUUCCCCUUUCGGUAAUAGCAGCUGUGAUGUCUGAAGGUCUCGGUUCUUGCAUUGAGCAAGUUCAGUGCCUGAAAAUAUCAGUACCCAACAUGACACAAAAGCUAGAUGAUAUUCCUAUAAAAUACAACCACAAAGCCCUCAUUGACACAACUGGAAGACAAAUGAUGGAAAUGAAAACUUCAGGUAUCAACCACAUUUUCGGAGUCCAUAUGCCAGAAAAACAGUUAAAAGACCCUACCAUUCUGCAAGCAAAUACUGUUGAGCCUUGGGAAAGUUCUCGAUAUCCACAGGUGUUCACUAAAAGCAACACACAUGCUAAGCCAGUAGAUGACAGCUGUGUUUUCCCAGUUUGCGAAAGUCCUUUGGAUGUGUCAAAUGGUAGCAAAAGGUCAAAAUUCAUCCACAGUAGAUAUUUCAGUACUGCAAGGGAAAUUCAAUCGCAACAUCCAACAGAUUGCUUGGAUGGAUCUGCAGAAAGUAGGAAUGAACUCAAAUAUUUGGAUCAGAUGGCAAUGUCUCUUAGCCAUGGAAAGGGGCCUGAAAUGAAGCUGGUACAGGAUAUUCUUAGAUGCUGGUUGCAGACUGAUGAUCAAACAGCUGGCUCCCAUCCUUUUCAGUUUAAUAUUUCAGAAAUAGUAACUUGCUGUUUACCAGGGGUGUCUGAACGUUAUUCUUCUGUUUGUCCUGGGUAUAUCAUGUUAUUAUGUCCAGAGAAAGCUGCUGUUGCUAAGCAGCUUCAGGAUAGACCUCUUAAUAUUGUUCUCGUAGAUGGUGACCUAACAGAAAUGUACCGCCAUUUGGGUUUUAACAGGUCAUGCAAUGUGAGAAGCGUAAGUCUUUAG
This is a messenger RNA of Sphaerodactylus townsendi, 1261 nucleotides long. Its product is annotated as Bardet-Biedl syndrome 12 protein homolog. Lineage: Eukaryota; Metazoa; Chordata; Lepidosauria; Squamata; Sphaerodactylidae. The transcript has 2 exons. Gene Ontology annotation, biological process: photoreceptor cell maintenance; chaperone-mediated protein complex assembly. The record is from RefSeq and is a predicted model, not a curated record. Bases 122 to 1261 code for a protein of 379 amino acids.